Messenger RNA from Acomys russatus (golden spiny mouse), 1694 nucleotides. It is a transcript of the gene Ppan, whose product is annotated as peter pan homolog. Gene Ontology annotation, cellular component: preribosome, large subunit precursor. The coding region runs from base 115 to 1536 and encodes 473 amino acids. Gene Ontology annotation, biological process: rRNA processing; ribosomal large subunit assembly. The transcript is spliced from 12 exons. The record is from RefSeq and is a predicted model, not a curated record. Gene Ontology annotation, molecular function: rRNA binding. NCBI's taxonomy places the organism in Eukaryota, Metazoa, Chordata, Mammalia, Rodentia, Muridae.
CGGAAGUCGGCCACACAGCGCGUGGAGUCGACCCUCAUUGAACAUCCUGCAUCGGAAGUGAGCGGUGUGCGCCGGAAGCGGCUACAGAGGCGGCCUCGUGGAGAAGCUGGCAACAUGGGGCAGUCGGGACGGUCCCGGCACCAGAAGCGCGCUCGCGCCCAGGCGCAGCUCCGCAACCUCGAAGCCUACGCCUCACAGCCGCACUCGUUCGUGUUCACGCGGGGCCGAGCAGGUCGCAGUGUCCAGCAGCUCAGCCUGGAUGUGCGGCGGGUCAUGGAGCCCCUCACCGCCACCCGCCUGCAGAUUCGAAAGAAGAACACACUGAAGGACUGUGUGGCGGUGGCUGGCCCCCUCGGGGUCACACACUUCCUUAUCUUGAGCAAAACAGACAACAGUGUAUACUUGAAGCUGAUGCGCCUCCCAGGAGGUCCCACUUUGACCUUCCAGAUCAAUAAGUACACGCUGGUCCGGGAUGUGGUCUCUUCCCUGCGCCGGCACCGGAUGCAUGAGCAGCAGUUUAACCACCCGCCCCUCCUGGUGCUCAACAGCUUCGGCUCCCAGGGCAUGCACAUCAAGCUCAUGACUACCAUGUUCCAGAACCUGUUCCCAUCCAUCAACGUGCACACGGUGAACCUGAACACUAUUAAGCGAUGCCUCCUCAUUAACUACAACCCCGAAUCCCAAGAGCUGGACUUCCGACACUACAGCAUCAAAGUGGUUCCUGUGGGUGCCAGCCGGGGCAUGAAGAAGCUUCUGCAGGAGAAGUUUCCUAACAUGAGCCGGCUGCAGGACAUCAGUGAGCUGCUGGCCACGAGUAUGGGGCUGUCAGAUAGUGAGGUGGAGCCAGACGGAGAACACAAUAUCACAGAACUACCCCAGGCUGUGGCCGGACGGGGCAACAUGCAGGCCCAGCAGAGUGCCAUCCGGCUUACAGAGAUUGGGCCCCGGAUGACACUGCAGCUCAUUAAGAUCCAGGAGGGUGUUGGGAACGGCAGUGUCCUCUUCCACAGUUUUGUGCACAAGACCGAAGAGGAGCUGCAGGCCAUCCUGGCAGCAAAGGAGGAGAAGCUACGGCUCAAGGCACAGCGUCAGACCCAGCAGGCGGAGAACUUGCAACGCAAGCAGGAACUGCGUGAGGCCCACAAGAAGAAGAGCCUGGCAGGUAUGAAGCGAGCCCGUGCAAAGGCUGACGGGGACAGUGAUGCUGAGGACCCGGGGGCACCUCCAGAGGCAGUGGGGACCAGCCAGCUUGAGGAUGAUGAAGAUGAUGCUGAGUAUUUUCGCCAGGCUGUGGGCGAGGAGCCUGAUGAAGACAUGUUCCCCAGAGUGCCCAAGCGGAGAAAACAAGAAGGGCCUCCAGGCAAGAAGCAGCGCAAGAAGCAGGGCGAGAGCAAGCAAAGGCAUGGUUCAGGCAGGGGCCAAGGUAGCAGCUGGCGGCCUCCAAAGCUUCAGGGCAAAUCCCAAAGAGUCAAGACCAAGCUGGGACCCAGAGCCACACGCCGGGACAAGGGUCCAACAUCAAGGAGAGGAACCUGAGCCUGCCUGGCAGUGGAUGGACCGUGGAUGCCCCAGAUUGGGGCCCGGGAGCUGCCCUGACCUCCAGCGCAGCCCGGUUUCCUUUCAUAAAGGAACUGCCCAGUUCUUCCCUACAAUAAACCUGAACGUGGUGCUUUUUUGAGUCUUCUCUCUGGUUG